This is a messenger RNA of Trichoderma virens Gv29-8, 1288 nucleotides long. RefSeq lists its product as uncharacterized. NCBI's taxonomy places the organism in Eukaryota, Fungi, Ascomycota, Sordariomycetes, Hypocreales, Hypocreaceae. The record is from RefSeq and is a predicted model, not a curated record. Gene Ontology annotation, cellular component: SNARE complex; endomembrane system; Golgi membrane. Gene Ontology annotation, biological process: intracellular protein transport; endoplasmic reticulum to Golgi vesicle-mediated transport; vesicle fusion. The transcript is spliced from 3 exons. Gene Ontology annotation, molecular function: SNAP receptor activity; SNARE binding. Bases 246 to 1211 code for a protein of 321 amino acids.
AUUUUAAUAUUCUACAUCCGGUGGAAGACUAAUCAACGAGAGCUGCAAUCUUGCUGAGAUUGCUGCAUCAUACUUACCCCGGCUAGCCACCUGAUCUCGAUCCUAAGGCUUGCUUACCCAGGGGGCCCCUCGAACGCACGCGCGGGAAACAGCCCUACCAAUCUCGUCCUCUCAGUUACAGUCGCCAGACGCGCUGGUCGCAGUCCGGAUCCAUCAAGUCCCCCAGCAAAUCAACGACGAACAAGAUGGCUGUCGCAUCUAUUCAGGACCGAACCGCCGAGUUCAAGUCGGUUCUGGCCCAGGCCCAGCGUCGUCAGAAUGCGAACAAGGUGGGCUCGCAGAGGAGAUCGCUGCUCAACGACGCGCAAAAGUCUGCGGCAAAUGGAGAUGCCCGGGCGAGACGAUCAGACUUUGCCAGAAAAGCGGCAGAGAUUGGAAGAGGCAUCUCGGCUACCAUGGGCAAGCUUGAGAAGUUGGCGCAACUCGCAAAGCGCCGCACUCUCUUCGACGACCGGCCCGUAGAAAUCAACGAGCUUACAUUCGUCAUCAAGCAAGACUUGUCAUCGCUGAACCAGCAGAUCGGUGCCUUACAGACGAUGUCGAAACAGCAGCACCCCAAGGCUGACCAGGAGGGCGAGCACAACAAAAACGUGGUGUACCUGCUGCAGGGCAAGUUGACCGACGUCUCGGUGAAUUUCAAGGAUGUGCUAGAGGCCCGAACAAAGAACAUCCAGGCCUCGAGGUCACGUACCGAGAACUUUAUAUCCUCGGUGUCUCAGCAUGCGCAGCCAUCGCUACAGCAGUCUGCCUCGCCCCUGUACGGAACUCCAAACCGAGCAUCGCCUGCGCCUGGCAACGACACCCUCUCGCUGAACCCGGGUCCCAUGGGUGAUCAGCAACUGCUGAUGAUGGAAGAGGCCAGCACUACCAACACGUAUAUUCAGCAGAGAGGAGAGGCCAUCGAGGCCAUUGAGAGAACAAUCAACGAACUGGGAGGAAUCUUCAGCCAGCUAGCCACCAUGGUUUCCGAGCAGAGCGAAAUGAUUGAGAGAAUCGACGCCAACACAGAAGACGUCGUGGACAAUGUAGAGGGAGCGCAGCGCGAACUGAUGAAAUACUGGUCGCGAGUAUCGAGCAAUCGAUGGCUAAUCGCCAAGAUGUUUGGAGUUUUGAUGAUUUUCUUCUUACUAUGGGUUCUGGUCUCUGGGUAGAGAAUGCAAUUGGAUUAUAGACGACGCAGAUGCAGCUGUACGGAUACCACAGGACGGUUACGUUAUUUUCCCCCGUC